GCUGCACUGUGCACUGAGCUUGGCGGCAGCUCAGCUGGUCAAACUUCCCAUUGCCCUUGAAAUCCUAGCCUGCGUGUGUCCUUGAAUUCUCAAGAAUCUCUAGCAGUUGAUGUUUUUUCUCUUGUUCGUUUUCCCUUGCCGCCUUCUUUCCUCUGUUUCCUCUGUUAGCUGCCGCCUUUCGUCCCUUUGCAUUUGGCCUUUGUUGAGGAAGAGUCUCCGCUACACCAGCCGGGAUACAUUCUAGCUGGAGGUCUGCCGGACCCAUUUUAGCUGGGAAAACUGGUAGGAGGUCCUUGAAGGUGCUUUCAAUUUUUGGAAUCUGAGCUCCAGAGACUGCAACAAUGGAAGCCAUCCGUUUUUGCAGGCCUUCCCUUUCUGUGCAAGACUUCGUCUCUCAAAUUGCACGCUCAAGCACUAGGACAUCAAGUGGCCCCGCAGCUGGUUUGUGCAGCUCCUUUUGCCAUCCACUGAGAGUCUCAAGCAGAGCGCCGACGCAGAUAUCCGGUCUAGUCCGUGGAAGCAGCCGAAACUGCAGAAGGGCCAUCUCUGCAAGCUACAGUCAUGGUGGGAACUCAGAGCAGUGGGGCCACAUCACUGACAACGACCUGGCUAUUCUUCGAGAGAGGAUUCGGACCAUGAGGGAGAAAGAGCGCCAGCUGCGGAUUUCCGUCAGCUGGUUUGGAAAGGACUUGGAGGCCUCAUUUUUCCAAAAUGCUCAGGAGGACACUAAUCAAGUACAGCUGGCUGGUUCAAACAUGUCGUGGGUGAAUAACCCCAUGGUAAUGAGUGCUCUGAGCAUGACCCCCUUGUAUCUGCUCUACGUUGCGUUUAUGGUGGGAUGCAUGAACCAUGGGAGCUUUGGUGGUGUUCCUAGCUGAAGCUUGCGGCACGAGAGCCCGGUCUGCUCAUUCUUGCCGUCAAAGGUGGAACAGAUUCAUUGCUUUUACGAAUUCCUUCGUGUUUGAGUGUUGAUAGAGGGGGUGCAGAUUAAGGAUUGAGAAGAUUCUUAGAGCAGUCUAGAUUGCUGCCAUCAGACUCGCUUGUGACAUUAAAUUGCGGGGCUGGGGAUAGAAACAGGGCUAAUGAUAUUUGAUCCAGGUGUCCCUUGACAGUUGUUCGUUUAGCGCCCCAAGUUCUUGUAGACCGUUUGUUCUAGUGAGCAUCGAUUGUGCAUAGUAGAAGUCGCAGUGGUAAUUGAGUAAAGAAGGUAGGAUGUACAUACGCUUGUUCACUAGUAAGAAUGCCCCGGGGGCAGGAGGGUCAGCAUAGACCUUACUGAGACGAAAUGGACCUUUGACUUUGCCAUAGAAUCGCUUAAUUUGCAUCUGAUGUCAAAUCCGAUACGUAGUGCUUCAUACUUCUGGCUGAAAACUUGCCACCACAAG
Klebsormidium nitens is the source of this 1385-nucleotide messenger RNA. Lineage: Eukaryota; Viridiplantae; Streptophyta; Klebsormidiophyceae; Klebsormidiales; Klebsormidiaceae. The record is from the annotation of a GenBank genome assembly.